CCGGGGUAUUCUGCCGUGACCAACAGGAUGAGUUCCCCCGGGAGCCUUUCCGUACCGCUGGGUCUCCGCGGAGAGGCAACGACUAAAUAAUGUCCCACCUAUUCCCAAGAGAUUGGGUCGCGGCUUAAGCUUUUGAUCAGCAUCUAGCACCAUGGGGGUCUUCGAGCCGCAUUCUAAGUUGAAGAUUACCCUUCGGACUUAUAUACUGUUAAAUAUUCUAGAAGUAUUAAAAGGGCGCUCAAAGUCGCGUUUAGUUAGGAUGCUUCGACAUAGCUUCAUUCAACUACGCUUAUAUAUCAAUCAAUUCAAUGAAUCUCUUAUGAAAAAUGACCGUGGCAGAGUUCGAUGAUAUUGAGUACGAGGGGAUCGGAGGAGAUAGCCACAUCGACGUACGAAGCGAGCGAUGCUUCCGUGACCAUUCCCCCGGUGACACCGUCAUCAGCUUGAGUGAUGAUGGACAAGCGCUUUACACUUAUCCUAUCCCUUCCUUUCACGCCUUAUCUCAGAGUCACCCAAGGCCAGACCUGAGUUCUCAGCAAACGCAAUCUCAUAGGAACUAUAACGGUGUCACCGAGACCGAAAGCCCGGGCGGUCCAAGGAUAUUAUGCUAUGAUACCCUCAUCUCUAUACAACAACAUGAGCAGCCAGGCUCGGUACGCGGACUAUCGCCACUAACAAGAUAUCGGCGUGACACACAGGGGCACGAGAGGCUCGCUCUAGGAAUGAAAGCCGAAGACCUUGGAUCACAUCUUGAUCUAGAGAGCCCUCCACCAUGUUCCAAGAAAGCGAACGGAGUUUUGAAAUGUAGCAAACCUUCAAUAAUAUCAUCGUUACACCUAAGCCCAGCAUCACACCAAACUCCAAGCUCGAGCCCAAUUCCGUCCAUGGAUCCCGAAACUUCGUCGGCCGCCGAGCAACUUCGCGAACUGUUAAAUGUGAUCGAGACCCCAGGGUGGGAUGAAGAUGUAUCUCCAGAAGAGCAAGCCGAGUAUCUACUGAGAACUCUGAGACGAACCCGAGAGAGAUAAAGCCGCCCAAGGUUCGCAAGCGGAGUCGACGGACUAGCAAAGACCGGCAGUCAUCGUCAAC
Molecule: messenger RNA, 1089 nt
Organism: Daldinia vernicosa
Lineage: Eukaryota; Fungi; Ascomycota; Sordariomycetes; Xylariales; Hypoxylaceae
Exons: 3
Coding region: 327-1028 (233 amino acids)
Source: RefSeq, a predicted model, not a curated record